This is a messenger RNA of Ciona intestinalis (vase tunicate), 2471 nucleotides long. Lineage: Eukaryota; Metazoa; Chordata; Ascidiacea; Phlebobranchia; Cionidae. The record is from RefSeq and is a predicted model, not a curated record.
ACAUGAGUCUUAAAUCGCUGUUAAAACCAAGCGUUAUAAGCAAGCUGUUUGAGCCUGUUGCUGCUUCUAAUGUGUUAAAAACCUCUCAAAUUAAGUCUUACGUCCACACAACACCCAAAGAGCAAGGUAAAGUUGUCGAAAAAUUCGUGGACGAAAUUACGUCUGUUACUAAAAUGUCGGAAGCGGAUUAUAAAGUUCUAAAACAAGUUAAAACCCCUCCAAAAGAAGUGGAAUUUCGAGGCAGCAAUUUUAACUUUCCUUGCCUUAACAGGAGAUUUUUAGAUGGACCCGAACCUACAUACCAUAAGAUUGAGGGUGGUUACAAAACAUAUCAUCAUAAACAGCCUUUUCAUUUUUAUUAUAAUGAUGGCGUCCUGCCAGAAAUUGAGGUUGCAUACGAAACAUGGGGAAAUUUAAACAGCAAUGCCACAAAUGCUAUUCUGCUUUACACUGGUCUAUCUGCAAGUUCACACGCUGCCAGUCAAGAGGACAACAUGAAGCCUGGUUGGUGGGAGAAAUUCAUUGGACCAGGACGGCCUUUGGACACAAAUAAGUUCUAUGUGAUAUGUGCCAAUCAGCUGGGUGGAUGCUAUGGGACAACAGGCCCUUCAUCCAAAAACCCCCUAAAUGGAGAAUAUUACGGCACCCAUUUUCCCAUGGUUAGCAUUAAAGACAUGGUGGAAAGCCAGAUGCAUUUAUUAACCCAUCUUGGAAUUGACAAGGUUUAUGCAGCAGUUGGUUCAUCACUUGGUGGAAUGUGUUCGAUUGCAAUGUCAAGUCUUUACCCUGAUAAAGUAGCAAGGGUCAUUUCAAUCUCUGGUUGUGCGAAAACCCAUCCCACGUCUAUCGCAUUGCGGUAUCUGCAACGUCGGUGUAUUAUGGAGGAUCCAGACUGGAAAGUGGGACAUUAUUAUGAGGGUGAGUACCCACUUAAGGGGAUGAAACUGGCAAGAGAAAUCGCAACCAUGACGUAUAGAAGUGGGUUGGAGUGGGAGAAAAGGUUUGGGAGGUUAAGGUUGCCAGGGGAAGAGCCUUCUUUGUGCCAUAACUUUGAGAUUGAGCAAUACAUUGAGUACCAGGGGCUACAGUUUGCAACCAAGUACGAUCCGAACUCAUUGCUUUAUAUAUCAAAGGCUAUGGAUUUAUUUGAUAUCAAUGAGUUUUACGAAGAUGAGGAGAGCAGCGGACUUUCCCGCAUUAAAUGUCCAACGCUUGUAAUGGGAGUAACCACUGAUCUAUUGUUCCCUGUUAAACAACAAAGGGAUUUAGCACAGGGCCUUAAAAGAUCAGGUAACAGCAGCGUGACUUAUUACGAGUUAAAUUCAAUUUAUGGCCACGACACUUUCCUACUUGACUUAAACAGCGUGGGAACAGCAGUCAAAGGGUUUCUUGAAACACAAAUGUCGGUUAAUGGUAACCUAUCUAAAAGUGAUGACUCCAUUAUAUUGUAAGGAUCCCAUUAUAUUGACAUUAUAGCUGCUACAGUGGGUUGUUAUUGCGUUGUAGGCAAUUGUAUUAUUGGCGGUGUAGUCUUAGAAUAUUUCUCGUUUAAAUCAAAUGAAAUUAUGUAAUUUAAGGUUUAGGUUACUGUUGUGUUACUUUAUUUUUUCUUAGUUAUGCAGUAGCAAAUAAGAUUGGUUGUUAAACCUUUAACUAACCCAUGGAAUGUUGUUUUCAAAGACCUCAAUUUAUUUUAUAGUAAUGAAUAAAAUUCGGAUUCUUAUUUUACAACAAUAUAACACCUGAAACAAAAUUCUCUAAUUAAGUGCUUCUCAACCUUUGGUUUGUGACCCAAAAAAGGGGUCACAGUUUAGUGACUAUGGUAGUUCAUAAGGCAUUUGACUGUGUUUGUAAAAGUUAAACUUUUUUGUUGAAUGCUUAAAAAAAGUUGUGAGAAAUGUAGAUUUAGAAUUUGGGUUGUCAUUUUGCUGUUAAUUUAUGUUUUAUUUUUUGGUUACAGCUAAAUCGUUGAGAAGCACCAUAAAAAAUAUUGUUGUUAAGCCUUAUGCCCGAUUCUGUAUGUUUUGUUAUGCCCUUUAGCAUUAUCAUUUUUUUCAUAAAUGCAUUUACUAACACGCCUGAAUACGUCAAUUUUGCAAUAAUAUUAUCUUUCCUAUACUUUUGUUUAUAAUUUCCUUUUUGUUUUCAGUGUGUUCAAUACCAACAAUCUUUUUUACAAUAGUUUAGUUUGGCCAAAAUAACAACUUUUAUGCAAUAACUUAAGCCAAAUAUGAUAUAAAUGAACCGACGUCGAUAUAUACAUGACCAAACGUUUUAUACCGCCCUCUUCUGACCGACUGUAAGCAUAUAUUACUACCGCUAAUCGGCGCUAACGGUUGCGCUUAAAAUUAUUCUGUUUUUUUAACCUGCUAUUUGUUUACGCAUUUUGAUUUACAAUCGUGCAUUUCAGUAUUUCAUUAUUAGGUCAUACACGCGUAAGUAACACCACGAUAUUAAAUCUUUAAAAUAGA